AUGCCGCCACCGCCGCCGCAGCCGCCACCCUCACCCCUACACACAAAAUGUCUAACCCCCUCCCCACGCUCCCACCAACACCGCCCCACCGCCACCCCAUCACCACACCGCCGUACACUCAUAAACACUGCUCCAGCCUGCCUACCACCCCAUGCUGCCGCCACUCACACCGCGCCCUACCACCACUACACCAAUACCACCGAAAAACACAACAUGCAACCUACCACCACCAAAAAAAGCCACCCCUAUCCACCACCACCAACACAGCAAAAACACCGGCAAUCACCAACAUCUACCCUGGCCGUCACCAACCCUCCUCUCCACCUGCAACACCGUCUGUCCCUACCACCAAAAAAUCCACCAACCCCCUAUCUCCACACCCUGCCGCACAACCCCUCCCCACCGCCCACACAAAACACGGCAAAUACCCCUCAUCUCCACCCUAAACAUAAAACAAAACACCGUACGUCACCUAUCCCUCACUCCACCCCACAAAACCCACAACACCGCAUAAAACAUUUCCCCACCGUAACCAUGCCCUCAUCACCACCACGCCAAAAUUCCCACCAUCCCGCCACUUACCACGCAUUUCACACCGCCGCCCCAUCCACCGCGCGAAGUGACCCCGCCCGGCCCCGCCAGCCAGCCUUCCCAAGCUACCCGCCCUGGGAGGCCGGCCUGGAGCCUCAGUCUCCCGCCCUGCAGUGGCGGCCGCCCGGCCCCUGGCACUCGAUUGCUCUGGCCGCCCAGCCCGGUCGGGACUCGCCUCAGGCUCUGGCACCUCCUGGCCCCGGGCCCGUAGCGGAACCCUCUGCCCCAGAAUAG
Molecule: messenger RNA, 825 nt
Organism: Sarcophilus harrisii (Tasmanian devil)
Lineage: Eukaryota; Metazoa; Chordata; Mammalia; Dasyuromorphia; Dasyuridae
Product: extensin-like
Exons: 1
Coding region: 1-825 (274 amino acids)
Source: RefSeq, a predicted model, not a curated record